AGCGUCGUGUGUGGACCACCAGAAUCCGUACAAGAAUUUAUGAAAAAAUUAAAGGUCAAUAAUGUUUACGUGAAGGAGAUCUACUGCAAUGUACCGUAUCACAGUUCUUAUCUCGCACCGGCGGAAACUCAGCUUCUGCUUAAUUUGAAUAAAAUAAUACCACAGCCAAAAAAACGGAGUUCAAAGUGGAUCAGCACUUCUAUACCUCGCACCAAAUGGUCCACUUCAACAGCAAAGUUAUCAUCGGCAGACUAUCACACUCGAAGUUUAUUAAACACUGUUCUAUUUCAACAAACUACGGAUCUAAUUCCAAACAAUGCUGUGGUUAUUGAAAUCGCACCAGACAAUAUUUUGCAUCACGCUUUGACAGACUCCUUACAUCCAAGUGUAACGAAUAUUGUAUUGACUCAACAGACCAAUAAAAAUAUUGAUAUAACUUUACAAGGAAUUGGGAAGAUCUACAAUUGUGGUUUACAGCUACAAAUUGCCAAUUUAUACCCACCAGUCGAAUUUCCAGUUAGCCGAGGAACUCCUAUGAUUUCUCCAUCAAUCAGAUGGUGUCAUUCUGAAAAUUGGCUUACAUCGAGCGCAGAACAGAAGUAUAUUAAAUCAAGAGGAAGGUACAUCAACAUUGUACUCGAUGAUGAAGAUCAUGAAUAUAUGAGCGGUCAUGUGAUCGAUGGAAGAAAUUUGUUACCCGCGAUGGGUUAUUUGGGAUUCGUUUGGCAAACGAUUGGCUUGAUGAAAGGAUCGAUGCACACAACGAUACCGAUAGUCUUUGAAGAUGUAAAAUUUAUUCGAGCUACUCAUUUGUCGAAAGAUAAUGCUACAGAACUAUUUGUUGCAAUACAGAAAGAUGGACGGUUUGAAAUAACUGAAGGAGAUAGCGUUCUUGUCACAGGUACAGUAUACGAGACGGAGAAUCCAGAACAGGAAAUGAUUCCAAUAGAUUUAUUACCGGAGAAUAAUGAUGAAGAAGAACACAUGACUGCACGAGAUAUCUAUAAAGAGUUGAAAUUGCGUGGAUACCAGUACAGCGGUUGGUUUCGUGGAUUAAAGAGUGCCUCUAUUUCGGGAAAUCAAGGACAUAUCAUUUGGAAAAAUAAUUGGGUAACAUUCAUGGAUACCAUGUUACAAAUGUUAAUUAUCGGAUACGAUACUAGAGAUCUAUAUGUUCCUACAAGUAUUCAGAAAUUAGUGAUCAAUCCAAUGCUUCACGCAUGUAAACUACAGAACGCGGAUGACGAAGAUGUUCACGCAACAGACAUUGACAAACUAUUACAGGCACGAAUAUACAAAGAGAUAGACACGAUAAAAGCUGGCGGAAUAGAGAUUCGAGGCAUGAAAGCUACUCAGAUCUCUCGCCGAAAAUUAGAACAAAAUGCUGUUAUCGAGGAACAUACAUUUGUAGCUCAUUGUGAUCACGCUAAGAUUUCUUUGAACAAAGCAAUUCGAUUAUCAGCUCAACUCGUAUUGGAAGAUCAUCAAAUUAUUAAAGUGCGAGCCGUUGAGCUAGUGGAAGAUGUCGAUGAUGUUGAAUUAGAAUAUCUUUCAUCAUCACUGCUACUUGAGGCAUUUGGUGAUAUGCCACUAAUACAAGUAAAUAUCACUCUAUUAACAUCAUCAAAUCGUUUCAGGCCAGAAGACUUACCGCAAAAUUGUUCAAUCAAAGAUAUUGAACAAUCAUCUACAGAUGAUAAAGCUUUAAUUGUUACUGGAUUCAAUCUUUUGACCAAACAACAUGCAUCAUUAGAGCGACUAUUACCAUUUUUGGGAGAGGGUGGUUAUUUGCUGACUCGUGAGAAAUGCGAUAUAACUGAUUAUAAAAAACGUUUGCAACAAUACGAGUUAAACGUUAUUCUCGAAAAACGCACUGAAAAAGAAAUAAUUGUUCUACUGAAGAAAAAAGUUUUAAUAAAAGAAAGGACUGUUGUUUACAUAAAUAAUGAUAAUUUUAAUUGGCUGGAAAAUUUAAAGCUACUUGUAAGCGAUAAGAAUAAAUUCGACAAGAAUAGCAGAAUUAUAAUUGUAGGAGAGGGAGAUUUUGAAUGUGGUUUAUUAGGUUUUGUUAACUGUUUGAGAAAAGAGCCAGGUGGAGAACUUGUUAGAGGUGUGCUUGUUCAAGAUGACAAAGCACCUAAAUUCUCUCUUGAAGAUCCCUUCUAUCUAGAGCAAUUAGAGAAAGAUAUGAUCAUUAAUGUACUGCGAUUUAAUAAAACUUGGGGAUCGUACAGACAUUUGAAACUAUCACAACCCGAAGUCAAACCUGUACCUACCGCUCAUAUCUGUCAAACGGUUCGUGGUGACUUAAGUACACUUUGUUGGAUAGAAAAUAAUAUAUUAGACGUGUGUUGUCGUGAGAACUUGGCGCACGUUGUCUACUCAUCUCUGAAUUUUAAAGAUAUAAUGUUGGCCACUGGUAAACUAACACUUCAUCAUGGGAUGAUUUUACGAGGACGGUUAUUCCAGUAUCUUCCUCUUGGAAUAGAAUACGCGGGUUUCAAUGCUAACGGACAACGUAUAAUGGGAAUCCGUGAUACUGAUUGCAUAGCAAAUGUCGUUGAGAUAGAUGAAGAUCUUUGUUGGUAUAUACCCGAUGCAUGGACAUUUGAAGAGGCAGUAACGGUGCCGUGCGUUUACAGCACGGUUUAUUUAGCCUUAUACGUUUAUGGAAAAAUAAAAAAAGGUGAUAAAAUACUUAUACAUUCUGGUACUGGAGGCAUUGGACAAGCAGCUAUACAUGUCGCUCUUAAAGAGGGAUGUCAGGUAUUUACUACAGUGGGCACGAAUGAUAAACGGGAUUUUAUUAAAAAAAUGUUUCCGACUAUUUUGGAUGAACAUAUUGGAAAUUCUCGAGAUACUAGUUUUGAACAAAUGAUAAUGCAGGAAACGAAAUAUUACGGAGUCGAUAUUGUGUUAAAUUCAUUGGCAGAAGAAAAAUUAACCGCCUCCGUUCGGUGUUUAGCUCAAAAUGGUCGAUUCUUAGAGAUUGGCAAAUUCGAUCUUGUUUCUAACAAUUCUCUAGAUAUGUCUGCAUUUCAAAAAGGUAUCAGUUUUCAUGGGAUUAGACUUGAAAAUAUAAUAGAAAAAAAUAAAGAUGAAAAAAUUUAUUGGAAAAAUUUAUUGUUCACAUUGGUCCAAAAUGGUUUAAAUGAUGGAACAGUUAAACCAAUCCAAGCAAAAAUUUUUUCAAAAACUAAUGUUGAAGAAGCUUUUAGAUAUAUGGCGAGCGGAAAACAUAUGGGCAAGAUAAUUAUAAAUAUUCAUGAAAAAGAUGAACCUUUAGAUAAGCACAUUCUCGCGUAUCGUUGCUAUUAUUGUCUCAAAGAUAGGAGUUACAUUAUACUAGGAGGCCUGGGCGGAUUUGGUUUAGAAUUAACAGACUGGCUUAUAUUUCGUGGUGCUAGAAACAUCAUUCUGAUUUCAAGAAAUGGAAUAAAAAACGGUUACCAACGCAUGAAAGUUCGACUAUGGAAAUCGUAUGGCGUAAACGUUCUGAUCAUUAAGAAUAUCGAUGUUGCUGAUCUCAAAGAUUGCGAAUAUCUUUUACGGACUGCGGAAAAAGAAGCUCCAGUGGACGCUAUAUUCAAUCUCGGUGUGGUACUGAGAGAUGGCAUUUUUAAAAACCAAACUGCAGAAGCAUUUGCAGAGUCCUUUCAAUCGAAGGCUCGUGCAACGCAAAUGUUAGACAAGCUUUCUAGGGAAAUCUGUCUUAAUCUGCGGCAUUUUGUGGUAUUCUCUUCCGUUUCUUGCGGCAGAGGAAAUGCUGGUCAGACAAAUUACGGCAUGGCCAACUCUAUUAUGGAAAGAAUUUGUGAAAAAAGAGCGGAGAAAGGAUUGCCGGCAUUGGCGAUUCAGUGGGGAGCUGUGGGUGACGUGGGGCUUGUCGCUGACAUGAUGGAGGAUGAUAAGGAAUUAAUUAUCGGAGGCACUUUACAGCAAAAAAUAUCUUGCUGUCUCAACGAGCUCGAUAAGUUUCUACUCCAAAGUCGGCCCAUUGUAAGCAGCAUGGUCGUAGCUGAAAAAAAAGUGGGAUGUCACGGAAGUCUGGUAGAAACAGUUGCUAAUAUUUUAAACAUAAGUGACAUAAAAGUUGUAAGUCUAAAUUCAUCUCUGGCCGAACUCGGAAUGGAUUCUAUGAUGGCUGUAGAAAUCAAGCAAACUCUGGAACGAGAAUUUGAUAUAUUUAUCACAACACAAGAUAUACGAAAUCUCACUUUCGCAAAACUCAUUAAGAUGUCCGUUGCAAACAUCAGUGACGAUGAUGCGAAUGAUGAGAAAAAAAACAUAGAGAAGUCAGACAUUAUCAAAAUUUUAGUUGGUAUUACAUUAAACGAUGAAGAUUUUGUUUUCUCAGAUUUUUCGACUAACAGACAGAACACUACGACUGAAGUAUUUCUUAUACCAGGGAUUGACGGAUGUGGUUCUGUAUUUAAAACCAUAAUACCACUUAUUAAAUUUUCAACAUCAUUGUUGCAUUAUAACGCAGACAACAUCGAUUCUGCAAAUACGAUAAUGGAGACUACUAAUCGUCUGACAAACCGCGUACUUUCAAAGCUAACAGAUGGAAUGAAUUUUGUAAUGGUAGGGUACUCCUUCGGAUCUCUUAUUGCAUUUGAAAUAACAAGGAAAUUAGAAGCUAUGAAUUUUAAAGGCCGACUUGUUCUCAUCGACGGUGCUCCUGAGCUAGCACGAACAAUGUUCAAACCUUUUGAAUUAGAUUUUGAUGAUGCAAAUUUUCAGAUUGAUAUAUUAACUACGAUUCUAGAAAUCUAUUCCGCAGGAAGUUCUCAAAAAAUUUUAGUGGAAUUGAAGAAAUGUGAGAGCUGGAAUGAAAGAUUCAAUAUUUUCGCUAAACAGUUCUCAGUUAUAUAUCCAUAUCUCUCACUUGCAAAUUUAAAGACGGUGUCAACAUCGAUUUACAAACAUUUAUCCGUUCUUCGGCAUUAUGAUCCUUCUACAUUACCGCCUAUUAAGUCUCCCAUAACAUUGCUAAAAUGUACACACUCAUCAAAUAUGAUUGCAAUCGAAGAAGAUUUUUGUUUGCAUAAGGUAACUCAAAAUGUGGUAAAAGUACAUUACAUUGAAGGUGAUCAUGUGACAAUCAUGAAGAAUAAAAAAGUGGCAGCUGCUAUUAACGGAGAAUUACCAUUUACAAUUUGAUAUCUUUAUUUAUUUAUAAUUUGAUUUUACAGAACAGAUAAAUAAAGAAAUUUUUCAAACUUUUUAAGUCAGUCAGAAAUUCCGCUCUUUAUAUAAAGAUGAACAAAUUUGAACAGAGCGAGAAAUGUUCUACAAAAAAAAAUGUUCUACAGUUUAUCGGAUUGAUUUAACAUAAGAAGGAUAAAAUUUCGACAAC
Messenger RNA from Acromyrmex echinatior (Panamanian leafcutter ant), 5359 nucleotides. RefSeq names its product fatty acid synthase-like. Gene Ontology annotation, molecular function: phosphopantetheine binding; 3-oxoacyl-[acyl-carrier-protein] synthase activity; fatty acid synthase activity. Lineage: Eukaryota; Metazoa; Arthropoda; Insecta; Hymenoptera; Formicidae. Gene Ontology annotation, biological process: fatty acid biosynthetic process. The record is from RefSeq and is a predicted model, not a curated record.